CGGUGAGAGACUCUACUCAGAGUUUCACCACAGUGCUGCUCCGUCUGCCAGCAAUGCUGCUGACCAGCACCGUCCUCCUCCUCCAGUAACACCACUAACACAGCUCUGCUGGUUCAGCUCUGUACUGGUGCUGCUGCUGCUGCUCUGGACUUCCGUUACUUCUGAACCGGACCGCUCCAUCUCAGCUCCUCAUUCACGGACAAUGGGCCCUAGCUGAACACCACCAGUGAAAGAGAGAGCAGAGGAUUAGAACUGCGAUGGAUAUCUCCUCAGCGGAUCCCUCCGCCAUAGCCGAGCUCUGGGGCAACCUUUCCCUUCCGGGUUUCUUCCUUAAUGAGACAUUUUUUAAUGAAACGUGCCUAUUUAACACCUCUAACUGCACCAAUGGAACCAGCGUGGGAAGCCGGCCCGGCAUUGGCGUGGCUGGUGUCCUCAUCCCGCUCAUCUACAUAAUCGUCUGCAUCAUUGGCUUGGGUGGAAACACUCUGGUCAUCCAUAUUGUCCUUCAUUACUCCAAGACUGAAUCUGUGACCAACAUUUACAUUCUUAAUCUGGCCAUUGCUGACGAACUCUUCAUGCUUGGCCUGCCAUUCCUGGCUGUCCAGAAUGCCAUGAUGUCCUGGCCCUUUGGGUCCUUCAUGUGCCGCCUGGUCAUGACUGUAGACGGCAUCAACCAGUUUACUAGCAUUUUCUGCUUGACAGUGAUGAGUAUCGACCGCUACCUGGCAGUGGCCCACCCCAUCCAGUCAUCCAGGUGGAGGAGGCCGCAGGUGGCCAAGGCUGUCAAUGGCUCAGUCUGGGCCAUGUCAUUCCUGGUGGUCCUGCCCAUGGUGAUCUUCGCUGGUGUUUUCGAGGAGGGAGGCACGUGUAACAUCAACUGGCCCGAGUCUUGCAAGAUCUGUCGGGCGGCAUUCAUUAUCUACACCUCUACUGUCGGAUUUUUCUUCCCCUUGCUGGUAAUCUGCAUGUGCUACUUGCUGAUUGUGGUAAAAAUACGCAGCUCGAGCAAGAAGGUGCACGCCACCUCGAGCAAACGUCGCAAGUCCGAGCGCAAGGUCACCCGCAUGGUGGUGAUAGUAGUCGCCGUAUUUGUGUUCUGCUGGCUGCCUUUCUAUGCCCUGAACAUCAUCAACCUGAUUGUAUUUCCUCCUCCCAGUGAGCUACAGGGUCUCUAUUAUUUUGUGGUGGUACUAUCCUAUGCCAACAGCUGCGCCAACCCUAUUGUCUACAGCUUUCUGUCUGAUAACUUUAAGCGGGGCUUCCGAAAAGCUCUGUGCCGCUCGUCGAGAAAGGUGGAGAGUCACGAACUGACAGAUCGUCAGGAGCAGGAGGAGCGCAAGCAAAUACUGAUGCCCCGUGAAAGCCUGCGGAGGGCCGUCAGAGAGGACGAAGACGAGGAAGAGGAGGAGGACAGGGAGGAAGUGACUGAGGUGACUGAAAUCUGCAAGAUCACUCAGAAUGGAAAUGGCAGUGGACAAAGUGCUCGUGCUUUGCUUCUGGAGAGGACCUUAGCUCCAGGGCUGUCUGAGCCCAGUUCUCCGAGAGGAGACGGGUUUGGGAAAGGCUCUGGUUUUGUGCCGACCACAGCCUUGCUAAAUGGGGCAAAAAACGGCAGUGUAAAGCCCCUGCCGGAGGAACCGGUUGAGAAGAAGACGUCACUGGAGAUCAGCUACUUGUAAAUUCCCUGUGUGUUACUUGAACUAGAGCCACAGUAUUUAUAUUGUAGAUGUUUCUACCCACACAACUGGACUGUCAUACAAGUUUCCAGUUUAAGCUUGUCUUUACUUAUUUGUAAUGCUCAU
Molecule: messenger RNA, 1802 nt
Organism: Trichomycterus rosablanca
Lineage: Eukaryota; Metazoa; Chordata; Actinopteri; Siluriformes; Trichomycteridae
Product: somatostatin receptor type 5-like
Exons: 2
Coding region: 258-1679 (473 amino acids)
Biological process (GO): neuropeptide signaling pathway
Cellular component (GO): plasma membrane; neuron projection
Molecular function (GO): neuropeptide binding; somatostatin receptor activity
Source: RefSeq, a predicted model, not a curated record